UUAUGUUUGUAUCUGAACAAAAAAUAUCGUUUGUUCUUAUCAACUUAAACAAGUCAGAAAUCAGAGUUGACAAUGAAUCGUAUGGACAACAGAAAAUACCAAUUUACUGCUUUUUAACUAUUUUAAAUUAACAUGUGGUGCUGCCACUUCCGUCACGACUAUAAAAACUGUUAAUCCGCUCAUCUCAGCUCUCUCAUCUCAUAAAACAUAUUGAGUAGUGAGGACUAAUUAACAGAUAUGGAUCUGGCUUUUACGCACGUUUGUUUGUGGACGCUACUCGCCUUUGUGGUGACUUGGACAGUGUUCUACGUCAACAACAGGAGGAAAAAGGUGGCGAAGUUAGCAGAUGUGGCGACAGAGGUGAGAAGAGACGGUGGUGGUGCUGACGUCAUCAUCGUCGGAGCUGGUGUUGGAGGUUCAGCUCUCGCCUACGCUCUUGCAAAGGAUGGGCGUCGAGUACAUGUGAUAGAGAGGGACAUGAGGGAACCAGUGAGAAUGAUGGGUGAAUUUAUGCAACCCGGUGGACGACUCCUGCUUUCUAAGCUUGGUCUUGAAGAUUGUUUGGAGGGAAUAGAUGAACAGAUAGCCACAGGCUUAGCAGUUUAUAAGGACGGACAAAAAGCACUCGUGUCUUUUCCAGAGGACAACGACUUUCCUUAUGAACCUACUGGUCGAGCUUUUUUUAAUGGCCGUUUUGUCCAGAGACUGCGCCAAAAGGCUUCUUCGCUCCCCAAUGUACGACUUGAAGAAGGGACUGUAAAAUCUUUGAUAGAAGAAAAAGGAGUGAUCAAAGGAGUGACAUACAAGACUAGCGAAGGUGAGGAAACGACUGCAUUUGCACCUCUCACUGUGGUAUGCGACGGUUGCUAUUCAAACCUUCGUCGGUCUGUUAACGACAACAAUGCGGAGGUUUUGUCGUACCAAGUUAGUUACGUCUCAAAGAAUUGUCAGCUCGAAGAUCCCGAAAAGUUAAAGUUGAUCAUGUCUAAACCCUCCUUCACCAUGUUAUAUCAAAUAAGCAGCACCGAUGUUCGUUGUGCUAUGGAGCUUUUUCCCGGCAAUAUUCCUUCUAUUUCAAAUGGUGAAAUGGCUACUUUUUUGAAAGAUACUAUGGCUCCUCAGGUACCUCCAGAAUUCCGAAAGAUAUUUUUGAAAGGAAUUGAUGAGGGAGCACAAAUAAAAGCGAUGCCAACAAAGAGAAUGGAAGCUACUUUGAGUGAGAAGCAAGGAGUGAUUGUGUUGGGAGAUGCAUUCAACAUGCGUCACCCAGCAGUUGCCUCUGGAAUGAUGGUUGUAUUGUCUGACAUUCUCAUCCUACGCCGCCUUAUCCAGCCAUUGCGAAACCUCAGUGAUGCAAACAAAAUCUCAGAAGUUAUUAAGUCAUUUUAUGUCAUCCGAAAGCCCAUGUCAGCGACGGUAAACACACUAGGAAAUGCAUUUUCUCAAGUGCUAAUUGCAUCGACGGACGAAGCAAAAGAAGCGAUGCGACAAGGCUGUUUUGAUUACCUCUCUAGUGGCGGCUUUCGCACGUCAGGCAUGAUGGCUCUGCUCGGUGGCAUGAACCCUCGCCCACUCUCUCUCAUCUUUCAUCUAUGUGGUAUUACUCUAUCCUCCAUUGGUCAACUGCUCUCUCCAUUUCCAUCUCCUCUUGGCAUUUGGCAUAGCCUCAGACUUUUUGGUUUGUCUAUUAAAAUGUUGGUUCCUCAUCUUAAGGCUGAAGGAGUUAGCCAAAUGCUGUCUCCAGCAUACGCAGCCGCGUAUCGCAAAAGCUAUAUGGCCAUCGAUGAUAAGAACCGAGUAUGAUACUAUGACAUAUUUGGAGCGCUAGUAUUUUGUGGUUUUGCAUCUGUUAAAAUGUGUUGCUGUGUGUUUGUUUACUUCUACUAGUGUAUCAACUGGAAAAUACCCGUGGGUAUAUUCUAAAUGUAUUAAAAAAAAAUUGUGAUAAAUAAAACGACUCUCCAUGUGCGGCUUCCAUUUGCUUACAUGAAGUUUUGUCUUCAUGUCCUGAAAUAGAGUUAAGUUCCUAAGAGGAGAGAAUCUACGAAAAUACUAACGACUCAAAAUUUGUCACACAAUAGUGAAUUUUAUCUUUAGCGAUAAUUGUAAUAUUUUGAUGAAAUUUUGAAAUAAUCAAUUCACAUAUAUAUUAUUAAUUAGAAUCUUAUUGUGAAACUGGCAUUUAUUUUACGUGUUUAUCACAAUAUGUCAUUGGAUUUAUUAUUUUGCCUAGAGGCUUUCAUUAAUGGUAUAAUUUUCUUUCACAAAUUGGUAAUAUACAAUAUUAUAAGACAUUUAUUAAAACCAUAGAAUUAACACACCAUCACACAACUUUUUAUACCAUUAUAUAUAUACCACUAACUAAUCGUUAAUUAUAACUAUAUUAACAUCAUGAUGUCAACCAACGCAUUCUACCCUAUGUGUGUUCAUAUGCCACCAUCAAACAAUUCACUGAAACCAUAUUCAGUUGGAUCGUGUGUUGGACCAAGUUCAAGCAAAUCUUAGAGAUGAGAUAGUGUAAAAAAGCAAAAAUAAUAAUAAAACAAUAAUGGUCAGUUAUUAAUAAUUAAGGGGAAUCUAUCUUAAAUUAAAUAUGCCCAAGUUAAAAAAUUUGUAUACAUAUAAUUUUUUUUUGUCGUCAAUGAACAUUUGAUUUAGGAUUGUGAGGCAUUGUUACAUGUUAGGACUGUGUGAAAUUUCAACAAAAACGACUUAAGGGGUACAAAAUUGAUAUUCACGAAACACUUGGACUUUUAGGUAGUGUUUAAGAAUAUAAUAUUUUAAAUUGAGUUGAAUUAUAAUUGAUAAAAUAAUAUAACCGGUUUUUGUAAGGCUACGUUGAUGCUUGUCAAGCCACUACUUUAAAUUGGGUCCCACUGUAGAUGAGAAGACUAUCCACGUGUAUAUUACCUGAUCGAUAACCACCAGCCUCGCCCUUGGGGAAAUAUCUUCUCCUCCACUAUAAAUACGCCACGUCAUCUUCUCAACCUUUGUGGCCGUUGGAUCUUCCUGAGAUGCCAAACUUAUACUUUAUUUCCACUUUUUACUUUAUUCUUCGAGUUUAUUGCACAUAUAGCUUUUUAUUGUCCCUUUUAUCAACAAAAGAGACAAUUUAAAUUUGGAUGAUAAUAGCACAAGUUGAUGGUUUUGACUGGACGGUAAAUAUAGAGCAAGCAUUUACUCUAAAAUUUUUAAAUCUAAAUAUUGCUUUUUAAGCGUCUAUCUAGAUUUUGUUGAUUAAAUAAAAAAAUUCUAAAAUUUACUUUUGAAUUU
Brassica napus (rape) is the source of this 3273-nucleotide messenger RNA. RefSeq names its product squalene monooxygenase 1,1-like. Gene Ontology annotation, cellular component: endoplasmic reticulum; membrane. Bases 238 to 1803 code for a protein of 521 amino acids. The record is from RefSeq and is a predicted model, not a curated record. Gene Ontology annotation, molecular function: squalene monooxygenase activity; flavin adenine dinucleotide binding. Gene Ontology annotation, biological process: sterol biosynthetic process. The transcript has 9 exons. NCBI's taxonomy places the organism in Eukaryota, Viridiplantae, Streptophyta, Magnoliopsida, Brassicales, Brassicaceae.